Molecule: messenger RNA, 912 nt
Organism: Lathyrus oleraceus (garden pea)
Lineage: Eukaryota; Viridiplantae; Streptophyta; Magnoliopsida; Fabales; Fabaceae
Product: early nodulin-93
Exons: 4
Coding region: 199-561 (120 amino acids)
Source: RefSeq, a predicted model, not a curated record
ACAAAUAUGUGAGAUGACAAGAGCAACCUUGGAGGUGUUGGAAACACUUGUAGUCAUAGCCCAACACGUAUGUAUGAACAGAGACCAAAACAUUCAAUUUUGUUUUGUCAAUCGUUCAUCUUUUGACGGCUAAUAGUUACAAUUCCAUUGUUACCACCAGCAACCUUCAAAAGUAAAGUUCCAUCGAUUCAAAGAAAAAUGGGUAUUCCUUCAGAACUUAGGGAUGCUUGGGUCUCCAAAAGAAAUUCUUUCAUUAUUGCUUCUCCAGAUGAAGAGAGGAAGAUCUUAAGGACUAAGAAAUGUACCAAUGAUGGUGUGCGUGCUGGAUUCAAGGCGGCUGUCAUUGCAGCCAUUGCCAGUUCUGUGCCUACAUUGACUGCUGUUCGCAUGAUUCCAUGGGCAAAAGCAAACCUCAAUUAUACCGCUCAGGCACUUAUUAUAUCUGCCGCAUCUAUUGCAGGAUACUUCAUAACCGCCGAUAAAACUAUCUUGGAAUGUGCGAGAAGAAAUGCGCAGCUUGAAUAUUCUCUAAGCCACAAUCGUGACUCGGUUUCAUCUUAGACACUACUUUACUCAUCACCGAUCUUGGUGAAUGAUUGUGCUACUCCAACCUGUAGGCCUUGUUGCAAAGCCUUCCUUUCGGGGUCUCAGAUGGAUUUGAAGGUGUGUUCAUAAAUAAGCUUUUUUUUCUUUCUCUUGUUGUGAAACAGUUAUAUUUGGAAUUGCCUUCACAGUAAUCAGUAGGUGAUUUCAUAAGGAGAAUUUUGAGGAAUUGAUCUAGCUUGUUUUAUUUACAGCUGAAAGUUUAUAUAAAUAUUAUAAUUUAAUAAAUUGUUAUAUCAAACAAUUUGUUUCUGUGAGCAAAGUAUGUACUAAAAAGUAUACUCAUCUAUGUGAUUAGAGUUUGUUUAA